Molecule: messenger RNA, 1693 nt
Organism: Diorhabda sublineata
Lineage: Eukaryota; Metazoa; Arthropoda; Insecta; Coleoptera; Chrysomelidae
Product: WD repeat-containing protein 74
Exons: 5
Coding region: 494-1627 (377 amino acids)
Biological process (GO): ribosomal large subunit biogenesis
Cellular component (GO): nucleolus; preribosome, large subunit precursor
Molecular function (GO): protein binding
Source: RefSeq, a predicted model, not a curated record
AUAUCAAAAGGUCUAAGAAAUAAUAAAUUGAAGAAAUUUAUAAUGUUUUUAACGUUUAAAUCCUCUUGGGUCUUAAUUAAAAACUAUUAAUUAAAUUCUACUCCUCGAGGCUAUAUAUACACAAGGAUAAUAGUAACGGCAUCGAAGUUGAUAUUGCCACAAUUAAAUUAGAUUCCAGUCAUACGAGAAUGUAGAUUAUUACUAAGAUUAUAUACUCGAAAUUAUUAUGCUUAUUCUUUAUCGAAUGACAACGCGUACGUUCAUCAAUUUUCUAGAAUAUUCCCGAAAGACGUUUUAUCCGUUUAAUAAACUUGCGUAAGUUAUCCACAAAACACGACAGAAAAAAAACGGCGAAAAAGAAGAAAUUGUUAAAAGACCUACAUAACCUUUAUUUUUAUCAAGCAAGCAGUUCCAUUUUUUAAUAGGGGUAGUUGAGUGCGAUACUGCUUUUUGUAUUAGAAAUAAGUGAAUAUAUAAUUUAGUUAGGUAAUCAAUGGAAUUGACUCGAUUUAAUUGUUAUAUUGGUACUGCCAGAGGUUUUUUGCUAUCCACGACGGACAAACCUACGGGGAUACGGCAUGUGAAACCAGAUUUCAUCUCGGAAGUAACUGCUUUAACAUUUGAUACUGAACGAAAAAAAAUUUUUAUUGGUUAUAAGAAUGGAUGUGUACAUAUAUUUGAUUCUAUAGAGAAUACUUAUAUUCAAGAAGUUACUAGUUUGUUUGGCAAAGGUAGUACUGUUGGUCUAAGCUAUUUAAAAACCUCACUUAUUGUUGGAAAAUCUGAUGGGAUUAUAAAUAUUUGGAAUGGAAACAGUAACAACCAUUUUGGUUUAAAUUUAGGUGAAAAUGAAACACUUAACUCCAUUUCAUGUAAUGAUAAUAGGAAUUGUAUAGGAACAGGUGGUGAACAUAAUGAUUUCAAGAUAUGGGAUAUAGAAAUGCAGAAAUGCAUUUUUAAAGCCAAAUCAUUAGGUCAUGACUCCUUUAAUUUACCGAUUCCUACAUCAGUAAGAGGUAUUAUGUUUUCAUCUGAAGAUCCUCAUUUAAGUUAUUGCUGCACAAAAGAAGGACAUGUUUUAUUAUAUGAUGAUAGGGCACAAAGAAGACCUGUUGUAAAAUUUUUGGAGACCAAAGCAAGUUAUACAACAAUAGCUAGUACAUAUAGAGAAAGGCAAUGUUUGGUAGGGACGACUAGGGGAUAUAUGCAAUUAUUAGAUAUGAAGGUUGGCAAGUGUAUGAAAACAUUUACAACUUUUGCUGGAAGUGUAACAGAUAUUGUUUGUGAUCCAAUAGAACCUUAUGUUUUUUCUACUAGUUUAGAUAGACAUUUGAGGGUACACCACUUGGAAACAAAAGAAUUGUUGCAAAAGACUUAUAUGAAAGUCAAUUUGACGACUUUAUUGGUAACACCUGCGGUAAAAGAAGAAAAAAAAGAGCAAGAUGAGAAAGAUAACAGCAAUUCACUUAAUAUAGAAGAUGGUGUUGAUUUAGAUGAGGAAUAUGAAACCAUUUUUCAGAAUAUGGAAGUUGUUGGUGAGGAAAUGAAGAAGAAGAAAAAUAAAAGACAUAUUGAAGAAUGUAAUAAAAAGGCAGUGAAGAGACAUAAAGUGAAAAAUAAACAUUAAAUCAUACAAAAACAUUAUAUCUUAAAAAUAAAAGCUGAUUUGAAGGAACUCCCAUUUCUUUUAAUU